CCUUCAAACGCGAGCUCCGCCGGUGUUGGUUCGCUGUUACGGUGUCGCUGUGUGGAGAGGGGAAAUUGGAGCGGAGCAGCGUCGCUUCGGAAACGUCAGUGAAUCUUAUUAUAAAAUAUCACAGCUACACAGGCGCCCCCAUCAUUCCUAUCACUUAUACAGGCAUCUUAUUUCGUGACCCUUAAACGCCAGCGCCCCCUGAAUUUGUUAAACCCAAAACCCAGCUAUGUCGAACAAGGAGGAAAAAACCGGAGAACAAAACCAGACAAAUUGGAAAGAUUUUAUCUACAAUCCAAGGAGUGGAGAGUUCAUUGGUCGCACCGCCAGCAGUUGGGCCCUCAUCUUCCUCUUCUAUCUGAUCUUCUAUGGAUUCCUGGCAGGAAUGUUCUCGCUCACCAUGUGGGUUAUGCUGCAGACGCUGGACGACUACACUCCAAAGUACCGGGACAGAGUCUCCAAUCCAGGACUGGUGAUUAGGCCCAAGUACAUGGAAAUUCUCUUUAACCGGACGGAUCCUUCCAAGUAUCUGAAGUAUGUCCAGCACCUGGAGUCUUUCCUGCAGCCGUAUAACGACACGGAGCAGGAGCAGAAUGAGAUGUGUUUGGCGGGGCGGUACUUCGACCAGGACGCGCAGGAGGAGAAGAAGGUGUGUCAGUUCAAGCGCAGCUUCCUCAGGCAGUGCUCGGGCCUGUCUGACACCACCUUCGGGUACUCCGCUGGAAAGCCCUGCGUCCUGGUCAAGAUGAACAGAAUUAUCGGUCUGAAACCACAAGGUAAUCCGUAUAUCAACUGCACUGCCAAGAGAGAACACCCUCUGCAGAUGCUGUACUUCCCCGGUGAAGGAAAGUUUGACAAGAUGUACUUUCCUUAUUAUGGGAAAAAAGCCCACCCAAAAUAUGUCCAGCCUCUGGUUGCGGUCAAGCUGCUGCUGACGAAGGAGGAUUACAACACGGAGAUCACAGUCGAGUGCAGAAUUGACGGCUCUGACCUGCGGAACAACGAUGACCGAGACAAGUUCUUGGGCCGCGUGACAUUCAAAGUAAAGGUGACAGAGUAGGCCGGGGCUACCGGAACUGCACAAUGCCCAACCUUGUGUGUAUCUACACCCCGCCCCCACCUCCCCGCUCCCCCCACCCCUCCCAUUCUGCCUGGGACUGGCACCGCUCCUGUACUGAAGGGCCGGGCUGUGUGUGAGUGUGUCUGGGGAGGGGUUGCUGUCGGUAGCACGAUGGCGUGCUUCCGGACUUUCCGUUUAAACCCCCUAGUGUGUUGCUGCCUUCGUUCCCCUGCCUGCCUCUCCCUCAGCCAUCCCCUCCCCUCCCCCCCAGCCCCCUACUGGAAACAUCCUGCCCUGACUUCCUGCUGUCUUGAACAAGACCACGAGCGUCCAACAACAUUGUGUCGUACCCGGGACCUGUAAAUAGCUGUAUUUGAAGCCUCGAAUUGCUGUGUUUUCCUCUCUCGUGCGGUGUAUCAUGCAGAAUGUGCUGUGAAGUUUCUGUGUACAUAUUUAAUGGAUCCAAGCAACCACUGUUUUUCUGUCAUAGCUCACAAUGUCUGACCACUGUAAGAAAUCAGAAUAAAUUUAAAAAUAAGAAAUAAUUUUAAAGUAUUGAAAAAAAAAACACUUAAAAAGCCCAAAAAUAUAUAAAUCAAGCUGAACCUGACAAAUGUUUAAAGGGAUUUUUUAACCUCUGCAGGAGUCUUGGUUUCUGCAGAUGCCUUAAGAC
Molecule: messenger RNA, 1730 nt
Organism: Megalops cyprinoides (Indo-Pacific tarpon)
Lineage: Eukaryota; Metazoa; Chordata; Actinopteri; Elopiformes; Megalopidae
Gene: atp1b3b
Product: ATPase Na+/K+ transporting subunit beta 3b
Exons: 7
Coding region: 227-1057 (276 amino acids)
Biological process (GO): intracellular potassium ion homeostasis; intracellular sodium ion homeostasis; potassium ion import across plasma membrane
Cellular component (GO): sodium:potassium-exchanging ATPase complex
Molecular function (GO): ATPase activator activity
Source: RefSeq, a predicted model, not a curated record